AUGCUUAUUAAUUUUAAAGAUUUCAAAAAGGAAAAACUACCUAUUGAAUUGGCGGAUGAUGCCACCAUUUCACACGCCAAGGAAUUGAUCGCUGAACAAAAACAGUGCGAUGCAUCUCAAAUAAAGUUGAUCUACGCAGGUAAGAUACUCCAGGAUCCUAAGACCGUAUCAGGAUGCAAUCUUAAGGAAGGGGAUCAGGUUAUAUUCAUGAUUAGCAAAACUAAGAAAAAGGCUGAUGUUAAGGUAACUGAAUCCACAACUGAACCCCAAGAUGAAUCUCAAGCCACUGCUUCUGCAGAAACUUCUGCAGUUGCAAAUGCACCUGCGGAAGCUACAACCACUGGUACAAGAACAGGUACUACUGCAGUUACACAAGAAGAAGGGACGACUGAUGCUUCGUUUGUCACUGGUUCUCAACGUAACGAGACUGUGAACAGAAUCAUGGAAAUGGGUUAUGAUCGUGAACAAGUAGAACGUGCGCUUAGAGCAGCAUUCAACAACCCUGACCGUGCAGUGGAGUAUUUGCUUAUGGGUAUUCCUGAAGCCAGUGAGCCAUCGCAGCAACAAGCUGAAGCUGUAACUAGUGAAGCUGGGGCGAAUGCUAAUUCUGAAGUUGCAACAGACGUGCCAUCACAAUUCACUGAACAUGAAGACAAUUUAUUUGCACAAGCAGAAGCCAAUAAUGGCGAGCAAGGUCAUGAAUCCGCUGCUGGUUUAGGUGGAGAAGAAAUGGGCACAAUCGGAUUGACUAUGGAGGACAUUACACAACUUCGUGACGUUGUAUCUGGGCGUCCAGAGGCUUUAAUGCCACUUUUCGAGAGUCUAAGCACGCGUUACCCACAUCUCCGUGAGACCAUGCUGCAAGAUCCACAAAGGUUUAUCUCUUUGCUAUUAGAAGCUGUUGGCGGUUCCCUAACCGAUUCUUUGGGUGAAAAUCUGGGAGAUGACAUAGCAGAAGGUGAUCUAGGUGAUUUCGGGGGACAAACUCAAGGCGCGCCUCCCAAUGUUACUAUCUCAGCAGAAGAUGAAGAAGCUAUCAAUAGACUUUGCGAGUUGGGUUUUGAGAGGACCUUGGUGGUGCAAAUCUACUUCGCAUGUGACAAAAACGAAGAAAUUGCUGCCAACAUGCUAUUCAACAAUUACGCUGAUUGA
Molecule: messenger RNA, 1152 nt
Organism: Kluyveromyces lactis
Lineage: Eukaryota; Fungi; Ascomycota; Saccharomycetes; Saccharomycetales; Saccharomycetaceae
Gene: RAD23
Product: Rad23p
Exons: 1
Coding region: 1-1152 (383 amino acids)
Biological process (GO): nucleotide-excision repair; proteasome-mediated ubiquitin-dependent protein catabolic process
Cellular component (GO): cytosol; nucleoplasm
Molecular function (GO): damaged DNA binding; polyubiquitin modification-dependent protein binding; proteasome binding
Source: RefSeq, a predicted model, not a curated record